GAAAAUAUCGGUAUCGCAACGAUAACAAUGUAUGUUGACAACCCUGACAGAAUUUCGUAAUUUCGAAACGAACGAUUUCAGCCGGCGAAGUGGUGAAGAAAAUGUCCGCAUCGACGGAUCAGGAUCCCGUGGAACUGAUGCUGAAGAAGACCGGCUGUAUAGAGCUUCACUACAAGGUGCAGGAGUGCAUUGCUGAGACGGGAGACUGGAGGGCUUGCCAGGACAAAGUUAAGGAGUUCCGGGCGUGCAUGCAGAAGUACGUGGAGCAGCAAGGCCAGAAGUAUGCCCACGUCAAGUAGCAUCCUGCAAAAGUUCCUCAGCAACGGUUUGGCCUUCGGCAAGUCCACCAAACUGGCGCUAGUGGUACGAUCCGACCUGAAGAUGUCCAAGGGCAAGACAGCGGCCCAGUGCGCCCAUGCGGCGGUCAUGUGCUACCAGAGCUCUGUCCAGGGAACCAAGCUCCAGAACGCCAUUCUGCAGCGAUGGUGUCGCCUGGGACAGCCCAAAAUAGUGCUGCGAGUGGACAAUUUCGAGCAGCUGAGCUCCCUGGAACGACAGGCUCAAGAGGCGAAUGUUGUGGCCGCCAUGGUUAGGGACGCCGGGCGCACUCAGCUGGAAUCUGGGACUGCUACGGUCCUCGGAUUGGGCCCAGCCCCUGCCGAAGAUGUAGACAAACUGGUGGCGCAUUUGAAGCUUUUGUGAACUCUUAGGUUUAUGCAACGUUACAAAUAAAGUACAAGUAAUCAACAA
Messenger RNA from Drosophila erecta, 750 nucleotides. Its product is annotated as probable peptidyl-tRNA hydrolase 2. Lineage: Eukaryota; Metazoa; Arthropoda; Insecta; Diptera; Drosophilidae. The coding region runs from base 283 to 702 and encodes 139 amino acids. The record is from RefSeq and is a predicted model, not a curated record. Gene Ontology annotation, molecular function: peptidyl-tRNA hydrolase activity. The transcript has a single exon. Gene Ontology annotation, cellular component: mitochondrion; cytosol.